AUGCGCGAACUCUCUCAGAGCCCCACGGAAUCGAGGACCGAAAAAGUACUUCCGAGUAUGCAGUCACAACCGCUCCCUCCGCCCCAGACGCGAUGCCUACACACGAACCCUGGGCCCCACGCGCAGACGGUGAGUAAUUCACCACACUCACACGAAUGAAUAUGCUCAUACGGACACAAAUACACAACCAAGAGAGCCGCUACGGCCACCCGACAGACGACUAAUGGUCAACAAUGUAGUCAAGAUGGUCCGAUUUGAUGUCUUAAUCUGCAGGCCCCACCAUCCGCGGGUGAGCCGCAUGUGUUACACAUUCCCGUGCACCAGGAGGUCCAAGUGCGGGACCGCAUUGUGGAGGUACGUACGUACCGAGAUCCUCACACACACGAGACGGAUGAUUCAUGAAUGCAUUGUCCUCACCACCCACCCCGCUUUCGGCCGGCUGGUUGUGCAUCCAUUGAUUGGUUGUGUGCGGGCCUCCCUCCCUCCCUCCCUCCCUCCACCUGUCUGCGCUGCCUGCUUGUCAGAUUCCCGAGAUUCAUUUGGUGGAGGUCAUUAAGCCCAAGGUGACGAUACAGGAGGUGAUCAAGGAGGUGCCCAAGUAUGAGCCCGUAUACACCGAGAAGAUUGUCGAGGUGCCCCAAGUGCACACAGGUCAGUCACUUGCUGUCAUACACACAUACAUAGAACGGUACACAGACGCGUCUGUGCGGAUCUGUCCAUGAAUAUGCCUUAUGCAGUGGACAAGUUUGUUGAGGUGCCCCAGAUCCAGGAAGUCAUUCGAGAAGUCCCAAAAUUUGAAGUGCAGGUACGCUGACGGCUGUUGGCUGACGCUCCAAAGACAACCCGCGCGCGAUAUGCGUGAGGCACAGAGACGGACUCUGUCGUCUCUUUUGUCUGGCUGCAGGAGAUUGUCCGCGGGAUACCGAAGGUCCAAGUCCAGGUGAAUGAAUGACUUUCCCGCUGUGUGUGGCCUCUCCGUCUGUCUGUUUGUCCAUGCGUCGAUUCGCUCGCACUCCUGUCUCUGUCUUUCUCGCUCCUGUAUGUUGUUGCCCCCCGCGCCCCACGCACCUCUUAGUAUGCGGAGCGCAUUGUAGAGGUGCCGUUUGUGCAGUACGUGGACAAGCCGAUGGGCGUGGCCCAGGUGCAGGAGGUCAUCAAGGAGGUGCCCAAGGCCGAUGGUGUCCUCCCCGUCGACGGAGCCACCAGAUCCGUACCCAUGGGCAUGACCAAAGUUGUCGAGAAAAUCAGACACGUCCCGGGACCCGUGCAGGUCACUGCACGAGUCACCAACACAUAAGGGACUCCUGGCCUGCCUGUGCACGACACAUGCAUCGGCAUCAGUGGCCCCCUGUGUCGGGCUGGGUGUGUGUGUGGCUCAGUAUGUGGGUGUGCCUGUGCCGAAGGUGGUGCACUCGGGAAAAGUGGAGAUCGUCGAGAAGAUCAAAUACGUCGAAGUGCCGUCCUCACAGGUACUCCAAUGCUUGCUCCAACGCCAUUUAUUCAUUGGCCACGUGUCUCGUGGCCUGGGCGUGCCGUCUGGCUUCCUUCCUUCCUUCCUUCCUUGCUUGCUUGUUGCCUACAUACAUACAUUCAUACAUACAUUCAUACAUGCAUACAUGUGGAUGGAUGCAGAUUGUUGAGGUAGAGAAGCCCUACCCCGUGCCUGUCCCCGGUCCAGUGAUUGACGUGCCCGUGCCCAUGGGGUCAGCAGGGCUGGGCGAGAACCGAAGUGUCCUCGGCUCCAAACCACCCGGCAGUGGCAGGAUCAUACAAAUACCCGUCGAAGUGCCAGGCGAGACAAGAAGGACCUGAGAACCUGCCAUUCUCUGACUCAUUGAACUGUGUCUCCUCUCUGCCCUAUCCCGUGAUGUGCUGUCCUGUCCUGUCCCUGCACGCCUGUCCCUGGCUCGGUCAUGUGUGUGCACGUACGCAUGAAUGUUCUCCUUCCUUCAGUGGAGAAGGAGAUCAUAGUACACAAGCCCAUCCCGGUGCCAGUUGGCCAUGACGGCAAGCCAGCGGCUGUGGCCAAACCCGUCGAGCAGAUCCGUCACGUCGAGGUGCCCGAGUUCGUGGACGAGUAUGUGGAUGUCCCUGUACCUGGCGAUGCACCCAUCAUCAUACAGCCAUACCCAAUGGUGGUAAGCAGCCCAAAGAGUCAGUCAGUACAUGGACCCAAUCGAGGGACAGUCGGCGGCGAAAUUAUGUGUGCAGGAAGUCACACACUUGCCGCCAAUUAUCGAAAAGGCCGAGUAAGUGGAAGGGCGAAGGAAGGUGAGGUCGUGAGUUGGACACUUGUUGCCUGGCAGGCCCCGUUAUGUGCACGAUCCUCCAGUGCACCUGCCGCCAGAGUUCACCACCCAGCAGGUCCCUGCCGAGGCCAAGACAACCCCGCUCAACAACCCACCGUCCGGACUGCCAUCAGAAGGGCCCUGA
Messenger RNA from Vitrella brassicaformis, 2433 nucleotides. The record is from the annotation of a GenBank genome assembly. Lineage: Eukaryota; Vitrellaceae.